This is a messenger RNA of Pundamilia nyererei, 1983 nucleotides long. RefSeq names its product putative methyltransferase NSUN7. The transcript has 13 exons. The record is from RefSeq and is a predicted model, not a curated record. Lineage: Eukaryota; Metazoa; Chordata; Actinopteri; Cichliformes; Cichlidae. Gene Ontology annotation, molecular function: methyltransferase activity. Bases 1 to 1983 code for a protein of 660 amino acids.
AUGACAGGCAAAGUGGGCUCCGGCGAGGAUGUGAAUACGAGCUCUGGGACGGAGAAGGUGAUCAGCAAGGAGCCUUUCUGCUCCCUGCUCCCUCGACUGCAUUCAUCUUCUCAGUCUACAGAUCAAGAUUUACUCGAGGACAUCAUCUCCGACAGCUGCUUCCAUACUUCGCAGCAUAUUUCUGACGACUUGCUGCCUUUGGCGAUGGUGAUGCUGUUCGACUUUCAAGACAAAAAGUUUUCUCCGUGUGAACGUCCAACGAUAGAAGGGCAAGAACCCAUCCAGGAAGUCAGGAACCUGGAGAAAAGUCUGCACAGGUGUAAGACCAAGCUGGCUGCCUCUCUAGCUCGCUGCAGAGUGAAGCAGAAUCUGCAGAGUGUUUCCUGCUUCCUGUCCGACAGCGUCAGGACCAAACAGCACCGAGCAAGAGGUCUGCCACUGUGCGCAUGGAUCGACACUCUCAAGAUCAGUCUUGACGAGAUGUGUGAAGCGUUACAAAGCGCCGGUUUGUGUCAAGCGGAGAACGAGACUGAACUCGUGGAGUUCACGUUCUGCAGGGACCCCCUCUGUCCCGACACACUCAUCUUCUCGCAGCAUCUUCAAGCUUGGCUCCAGCACAGCAGCCUCACCGCCACACGUGUGCUGAACAUACAGGACAGGAGCGUGUGCGUGGCAACAAGUGUGUUACGCCCCCUGCUGUUUGAUAAAAACGACGUCCUGCUAGCAGGGGCCUUCUCGGCCAUGACCGUGGCACACGUGGCUGUUGUGGCUGCUGCCCGCUCGGUCCGAGUGCUGGUGUGUGGCGCUGAUCACAACCCCUCACACAAAGAGGAGAUCCAGGAACUGCUCACACAGAUGGACUUAAAAAACGUUCGUGUCCUGUCACAAGCGUUUUACGGUCUGGAUGACGGAGAUGCCACCGUCCAGCGAGUAAAGGUCAUCAUGGUGCUGCCUCAGUGCUCGUCUUCUGCCCUCAAUGACCCGGUGCCCGCUAUCCACAGUGAACAUGGAGACUGGGGUCUGCUGCCAGAUUUGUCCCAUGGUUCUGUUUCCAAGAGAAAAAUAAACUCUCUGACCGCCCAGCAGGCGAAACUGCUGGCACACGCUCUCACCUUCCCAAAGGUUCAGACUGUGGUCUACUGCACGCGCUCAGUGUAUCCCGAGGAAAACGAACAGCUGGUGAAGAGAGUGUUAGAGAAAACACACACUCACCCCAAACUGCUGCCCUACAGGGUGAAUGGUCCAAUUUUCCCGGACGACUCCUCGUCAGGAGGCGAAACGGACUCACACAAGUUUUUCAGGCUCGAACCAUCGAAGGUCACCAACGGCUGCUUCGUCGCCAGACUGUCCCGACAGGCAGAUCCUACUAAGGUGGAAACAGUCCAAGAUGUGCUGGCAAGGGCGGCGGCAAAGGGCCUCCUGGGCGGAAUGAUUCCCGAACAAUCAAAAGCUGCUAAAAAGGGGAAAAGCAAGAAGAAUCGAGCAGCAUCAGCCAGCAGCAAACCUUCAUCCUCCUCCAGCCUUGAGAGGGAGACGGGAGGAGAGCUGCCAAAUGGACGAGAUCCAGUCACACCUUCGGGAGAUGAAGAGGAGAAAGGCGAGGGAGAUGAUGAGGAGGAAAAAGUGGCUCUGGCACAGAGGAUGAGCAUCAAUCCAGCGUUUAAAUCACAGCAGACAUUACUCAGCACGCCUUCCCCCGCUGGAAAGCAUCCUUCAACCGCUCUUCCUGCCAUACCCGCUCCCCACACAGCCUCCACGGGACUAAACGCACAGCCUGAAAGAGCACAGGAAACAUCGAACGACGCUGCUAAACCAGCAAAAGAGGCGGUCAGAGCUGACAAUGUGGGGCUGCCACCAAUCUCCUCCACCUCUCUGCGCAGCAGGAGUGGCAGUUCUGGCUACAGGCCUCUGUCUGGGACCCUCAACUCCCAGCAAGGCAACAUGUCUACGUCUUCAUCCUCAAUCUCUCUGCCUGGUGUAUAA